This is a messenger RNA of Boeremia exigua, 1556 nucleotides long. RefSeq lists its product as uncharacterized. The transcript has 2 exons. The coding region runs from base 302 to 1495 and encodes 397 amino acids. Lineage: Eukaryota; Fungi; Ascomycota; Dothideomycetes; Pleosporales; Didymellaceae. The record is from RefSeq and is a predicted model, not a curated record.
AGAUCUACCACCCUGCAAGUCACCCUCCGUGAAUCUCAGCUAGUCAUCAUCACCGUUUUUCUCUUCCAAAUUACAGUUACGGCACGAGAGUCGAAAACGUCAUUGCGAACAUUUGAUAUCGAUUGGCCAUGUCUCAUACCCGUCGGUGACACCGUCUGUAAGAGCAGUGACCAACCACUAGCAGCAAUGCAGCAUCAAAAGCCCAGCUGAGCCCGGAUCUCCUUAUUGUCAGUCUUCAAUACCAUCGUUCUUCUACUAGAGAGAAACAGCUGAAGAUUGGGAGCACCGCCAGCAGAACAAGAUGACUCUUGAUGGGGCACAAAAAUUACACUGGACGCAACGAAUUGCUCUAGUAAGGCAUAAUCUUCACGCAGCCCGACGAACAGGCGACUUCAGCUUUUUCAAAUCGCUACAAGCUCACGCUUUGAUUGAAGGUACGGACCAUGUUGCUCUUCUCAACCAAACACUUGGCGACAACGCAGACGGCGUCCUCUCGACACUUGACAAUCUCAACGCGGGUAUCGCCUACGUCCAUCAAGAUGCAUUCAAAGCUAUUUAUGACAACGCCAAGAAUAACAUGCACUCCGGAGAAGACUCGCUGGCCAGUCGGAAGUCCUUGUUGCGAGUAGACAUCUGCCAGCAACGCGAUAUGGCCGAUCAUGCUAUCGACAAAACAACAAACUCUGCCAUUAACCUCAUCCAAGCCCAGCCAGCGCAUUGUCAAGAUGCGGUAGCAAACGCCUGGAUCACUGGCGCCACGAUCAUGGCUGACGCAGUCUGCGUAUGUUUGAACGAAAUGAACAGUCUUGAAGACCGCCUCGACGACUUCAUCAGCCUGGAGUAUUCAUGGAGCAGCAUCCAGUCGUCCGUGGAUGCCGCUAUUUCUGCACUUCGUGGCAUCUUCAGUCUAAUGACCACGGCAUCUCAACCCGCUGCACCCAUCAAAAACCGUAAUCUCAGCGUCUCGUCUGCCAGUAGCCAAGACCAAGGCGGUGCAGCAAGCACACGUAGCCGCAACUCGUCGACUGCCUCUGCGUUCAGCAUCAUUAAACGUGCCUUUAGUGUGAGCAGCCCGUAUGGACCGCCGCCGUCCAAGUCAGCACGCGGGAGCAUGAACAGUAACGGCAAUCUGCCGCUGCCGGACCCGAACUCGAGGGGUUUCCGCGCAAGUAUCAGCGCUGCGUGCCCGACAAAGAUACCUAACUUUGGCGACCACCCGCAUACUAUCUUGACUACCAUCCCACCAACCCCGGCAGUCAUCGACAUGGUCACACCUGAGAUUAGCAACCCUUUCAAGGAGAAUCCUGAUUACUUCGCGUUCGAUAUGGGUGGUAGGAAGAAGGAACCUGAUCAGGGCAGCGAAAGCGAGCUGUUGCAUAUCGAGGACCUUGAUCCUUUGUACUCGCCGGCAGUCAUUGAGAUGCCGCAGCCGUUGAAGCUCCGUCGCCUCUCCGAUUCUUUCGACAUGUCCAACCCAGAUGGUAUCACAGUCUAGUCAUCGGUAGUUCUGAUUUUACACCACUGUUGAUCCUACAAAUCAUGCAGGUGGUGUGUGC